UGCGGGGCCGCCGAGCGCGGGGGAGCAGCGGCCGCCGGCGCGGGGCGGGGGGUGGGGCGGGACGGCGCGCCGCCGCGGGUGCUGGCGCUGGGCGCCAGGGUCGGCGCGGUGCCUCUGCCCUUCUGCAGCCGUCGACAUUUUUUUUUCCUUUCUUUUUUUUUUUUUUUUUUUUUUUUUGCAAUUUUGAACAUUUUGCAAGACGAGGGGUUCGAGGCAGGUGAGAGCAUCCUGCGCGUCGCCGGGGAACCCGCGGGCACUUGGCGCGCUCUCCUGGGACCGUCUGUACUGGAAACCCGAAAGUUCUUUUUUUUUUUUAAAUACAUAUUUUUAUGUAGAUGUAUUUAUAAGGCUAUAAGUAAUUUUUUUCUUCCCUUGUCUCCACCGCUUUGCAAGCGAGUACUUUUGGCAAAGGACGCAGGAAAAGCUCAGCAACAUUUUGGGGGGGGCGGUUGAUUUUUUGUUUUUGUUUUUGGAGGAAAAAUAAUUGAGUACAUCGCGAUGGAGAAAAUGUCCCGACCGCUCCCCCUGAACCCCACCUUUAUCCCGCCUCCCUACGGCGUGCUCAGGUCCCUGCUGGAGAACCCGCUGAAGCUCCCCCUUCACCACGAAGACGCAUUUAGUAAAGACAAAGACAAGGAAAAGAAGCUGGAUGAUGAGAGUAACAGCCCGACGGUCCCCCAGUCGGCGUUCUUGGGGCCCACCUUAUGGGACAAAACCCUUCCCUAUGACGGAGAUACUUUCCAGUUGGAAUACAUGGACCUGGAGGAGUUUUUGUCAGAAAAUGGCAUUCCCCCGAGCCCGUCUCAGCACGACCACAGCCCUCACCCUCCCGGGCUGCAGCCGGCUUCCUCCGCGGCCCCCUUGGUCAUGGACCUCAGCAACCGGGCCUCUGCACCCAUUCACCCUGGCAUCCCGUCUCCAAACUGUAUGCAGAGCCCCAUCAGACCAGGUCAGCUGUUGCCAGCAAACCGCAAUACACCGAGUCCCAUCGAUCCUGACACCAUCCAGGUCCCGGUGGGUUAUGAGCCAGACCCGGCAGAUCUCGCCCUCUCCAGCAUCCCUGGCCAGGAAAUGUUUGACCCUCGUAAACGCAAGUUCUCCGAGGAAGAACUGAAGCCACAACCCAUGAUUAAGAAAGCUCGCAAAGUCUUCAUCCCUGAUGAUCUGAAGGAUGACAAGUACUGGGCAAGGCGCAGAAAGAACAACAUGGCGGCCAAGCGCUCCCGCGACGCCCGGCGGCUGAAGGAGAAUCAGAUUGCCAUCCGGGCUUCGUUCCUUGAGAAGGAGAACUCGGCCCUCCGCCAGGAGGUGGCUGACUUGAGGAAGGAGCUGGGCAAAUGCAAGAACAUACUUGCCAAGUAUGAGGCCAGGCAUGGGCCCCUGUAGGAUGGCAUUUUUGUGGGCUGGCUUUUGAAUAGAUGGACAGUUUGUUUCCUGUCUGAUAGCACCACACCCAAACCAACCUUUCUGACAUCAGCACUUUACCAGAGGCAUAAACACAACUGACUCCCAUUUUGGUGUACAUCUGUGUGUGUGCGCGUGUGUGUGUGUGUGUGUGUGUAUGUGUGUGCUUGUGCUCAUGUGUGUGGUCAGCAACAUGUGUGUGUGUGCGUGCGUGUUCCUUUGCACUUGCCAUUUUAAGAUAGCCCUCUCAUCGUCUUUUAGUUCCAAAAAAGAAAGGUGCCAUGUUUUUACUAGACUUUGGAGCCCUCGCGUGGGGUUCCCGCCCUCACCCUUCUUCUCCACUCCUGCCCUUUCCGCGUUGCUCCGUGUUCGAGCUUACCUACUCCUCCAGGACUCUCUGCUCGGAUUCACUAAGAAGGGCCCUGCUUACACAGUGGAUCUCAGUUUUUAAGAGUACAAGCUCUUGUUUCUGUUUAAUCUGUAAGUUACCAUGCUAAUAAGGUGCACAAACUAACUUAGCACUACACUGCAGCUCUCUUCCUUUAUAGGUUGCUUUCUUCUUCUUUUCAGUUUUGGUGAUAAUUGUCUUCAAAUUUAAAGUGCUGUUUAGAUUUAUUAGAUCCCAUAUUUACUUACUGCUAUCGACUAAGUUUCCUUUUCAAUUCUACCAACCCCGGAUAUGAAAGAGUACUAUUAUAGAACACAGAGUGUGUUUUUGCACUGUCUAUACCUAAAGCAAUAAUCCUAUUGUACGCUAGAGCAUGCUGCCUGAGUAUUACUAGUGGACGUAGGAUAUUUUCCCUACCUAAGAAUUUCACUGUCUUUUAAAAAACAAAGUUAAAGUAAUGCAUUUGAGCAUGACCAGAACAUCCCUAGGACAAGGAAGCAGAGGGAAACGGGAGGCCUAAGAAUGAGGGGUUAAUUUAUCAGUACAUGAGCCAAAAAAUGCAUCUUGGACUAGCCUUUGACAUUGAUAUGUUUGGUUUUGUUGUCUCCCCUCUCCCACCCCCCCAUCCCACCCCCACUUUUCUAGUUAACUUUUUCCAUAUCCCUCUUGAUAUUCAAAACAAUUCAAUUACUUAAGAUUCAGUUUUCCCAUUUUGUUGGUAAUACAUAUAUUUUUGUGAAUUAUACUUUGCUGUUUUUCAAAAAGCAGUUAAUUAAGUUAAGUUGCUGUUUUUGUAAGACCCUUUCUCCUAGUGGUGUCAUUUUUGAAUGCCUCAUAAAUUAAUGAUUCUGGAGCUUAUGUUUCUUAUUCUCUGUUUGCUUUUGAACGUAUGUGCUCUUAUAAAGUGGACUUCUGAAAAAUGAAUGUAAAAGACACUGGUGUAUCUCAGAAGGGGAUGGUGUUGUCACAAACUGUGGUUUAAUCCAAUUAAUUUAAAUGUUUACUAUAGACCAAAAGGAGAGAUUAUUAAAUUGUUUAAUGUUUAUAUACAGAGUAAUUAUAGGAAGUUCUUUUUUGUACAGUAUUUUUCAGAUAUAAAUACUGACAAUGUAUUUUGGAAGACAUAUAUUAUAUAUACAAAAGAAAAAAAGGAGAACUAUUCCAUGUUUUAAAAUUAUAUAGCAAAGAUAUAUAUUCACCAAUGUUGUACAGAGAAGCAGUGCUUGGGGGUUUUUGACGUGUUUAAUAUUUUAAGCCUAUCACUGACACAUCAGCAUGUUUUCUGCUUUAAAUUAAAAUUUUAUGACAGUAUCGAAGUUUGCCAUGACGCAUCCUGCUCCGAAAUACAUAAGGAGCUCUCUCGUUUCUUAUUAGGGCCUUCAGAAAGAAGUCAGCGAAAAUCACCCAAAAGCACAAAAUGGAUUUUAGUCAAAUAUUUAUUGGAUGAUACAGUGUUUUUUAGGAAAAGCAUCUGCCACAAAAAUGUUCACUUCAAAAUUCUGAGUUCCUGGAAUGGAGCGUCACUGCCAGUGCCCCAAACAGUUCUGUUCCGGUCUGGGGGCCCGUGCGUCCUACGCAGUGUGAGGUUGAUGUCGGUGCUAUGUGUGUGGUUCGUGAUUCGAUAGGCGUUUUGACUUUAAAGAUGAUUGUUCCUUUGUUUCAUUAAGUUGUAUAACGUCAAGAGAUUCCGCUAUUACCGCAAAGAGACAUUUUGUGCUAGAUUAAAAUACCCUUUCCUCAAUGGAAUUUUCUA
Messenger RNA from Lemur catta (Ring-tailed lemur), 3545 nucleotides. RefSeq names its product HLF transcription factor, PAR bZIP family member (gene HLF). Gene Ontology annotation, biological process: regulation of transcription by RNA polymerase II. Gene Ontology annotation, molecular function: RNA polymerase II cis-regulatory region sequence-specific DNA binding; DNA-binding transcription factor activity, RNA polymerase II-specific. The transcript is spliced from 4 exons. The coding region runs from base 499 to 1386 and encodes 295 amino acids. The record is from RefSeq and is a predicted model, not a curated record. NCBI's taxonomy places the organism in Eukaryota, Metazoa, Chordata, Mammalia, Primates, Lemuridae. Gene Ontology annotation, cellular component: nucleus.